GUUGUCCGUCUCUGGUUUCAAGGCACAUUACAAUUUCCUAACGUCGCAGCAUCACGGUAGGUUACGAGUCGUCCAGAGUGGCCAGCGACGCUAUCCAAGACUCUAUACCAUAUAGUGUUCCUGCAGUGUUUGACAGAAUUGUCCCCGAACUCGCCCGAAGACCCGCAACAACUAUCAAGAUGAGUUGUCAGCCCGAAACCUCAUGCUCAACGUGUCCAGAAGACGGUCAUCACAAUGGCGUCUCCGACAUUGAAGACUACAAACUUGAGCUUGAAACCUUGCGCAAAAGGACCCAAGAUCUAGAAUUGAAAAUCUCCUCCGCAGCCAAUGGCAAUGGAAGUGGUCACACUAGCGAAUCGAGAAAGCCCCUUCGAUUUCGAUCUGAACUAUGGUUCAACGACUCCAACAACCGCGAUUUUGUCGCCUUAUAUACUGACCGCUACCUCAACUACGGUCUCACCAACGAAGAACUAAACUCGGGGAAGCCCCUGAUCGGCAUCGCCCAGUCAGGCUCUGACCUGGCACCAUGUAAUCGCUACCACCUUACCCUGGCUAAACGUGUAAGAGAGGGAAUUCGAUCCUCGGGCGCAAUAGCCUUCGAAUUUCCAACCCAUCCUAUUCAAGAGAGCUCGAGAAGGCCGACGGCCACCUUGGAUCGCAAUUUGGCUUACCUUGGUCUGGUCGAGUUAUUGCAUGCCUAUCCUCUUGAUGGCGUCGUUCUUUUGACUGGGUGUGACAAGACCACGCCAGCAUUUCUGAUGGCAGCGGCCACGGUGAACAUUCCAGCCAUUUGCCUCAACGUGGGGCCAAUGCUCAAUGGACGCCUGGGUUCAAGCGAUAAGAUUGGCUCCGGUACGGUCUUGUGGAAGGCGAGAGAUCUGCAUGCUGCAGGUGAAAUCGAUGAUGACAUGUUUAUGGAAAUGGUUUGCGCUGGCACCCCAUCUGCCGGGCAUUGCAAUACCAUGGGCACAGCGUCAACUAUGAACGCACUGGCAGAAGCCCUAGGCAUGGCACUUCCUGGUUCAUCCGCCAUUCCAGCACCGUACCGUGAACGACUUCAGUGCGCUUAUAAAACCGGCCGACAGAUUGUCGAGAUGGUAUACUCGGAUCGAAAACCGAGCGACAUCCUUACAAGAGAGGCAUUUGAGAACGCCAUUGUCGUCAACAGCGCUAUCGGUGGAAGCACCAAUGCUCCAAUCCACUUGAAUGCCAUUGCCAAACACAUUGGCGUUCCGCUUGACCUGAACGAUUGGGACGAAAUUGGAUUCAACGUCCCGCUCUUGGUUAAUGUUCAACCUGCGGGUGAGAUGCUGUGUGAGGAGUAUUACCGUGCCGGAGGAUUACCAGCUGUCAUGGCCGAACUGCUCGAUCAGAACAAAUUGCACGCCGACGCUAUCACGGCCAACGGCAAGACAAUCAGGGCGAAUGUCACAGGAAAACAUAGCUGGGAUCGGCGAACAAUCAAGUCAUACUCAGACCCUCUCAAGGACGCAGCUGGGUUCCUUCAUCUCACAGGGAACCUCUUCGAUUCGGCCAUUAUGAAGACAUCGGUAGUAUCGGAAGAAUUCCGUAAAGAGUUCCUCCAAGACCCAAACGAUCCAAACGCGUUCGAAUGCAAGGCGGUCGUGUUUGAUGGGCGAGAAGAUUUCAUCGAGCGCAUCGACGACCCCAAGACAGGCAUCGAUAAGCGGACCAUCCUCGUGAUGCGCGGAGCGGGCCCGCUAGGCUACCCAGGCGCCGCCGAGGUGGUCAAUAUGCACGCGCCAGGCUACAUACUGAAACAAGGCGUGAAUUCCCUGCCUUGCAUUGGUGACGGAAGACAGUCAGGAACCUCUGGAUCUCCUUCAAUUCUCAACGCAAGCCCAGAAGCCGCGGCAGGAGGAAAUCUUGCAAUAUUGAGGGAUGGCGAUCGCCUGCGAGUCGAUCUCAACAAACGGACAGUCAACAUACUGGUGAGUGAGACCGAGCUGAAGAGACGACAAGACGAAUUGGAAGCCAAAGGAGGAUACGAAAUCCCAGAGAGCCAGACACCAUGGCAGGAAAUUUUCAGGAGGGAGACAGGUCAGUUGAAUGAGGGAAUGGUGCUGGAAAAGGCGGUAAAAUACCAGAGGGUGGCGCAACGAUGGCCAGCACCAAAGCACAACCACUAGACCUGAACCUGUUCAUGUGUAUACGUAUGUGCAUGUAUGUAUAUCUUGCAUUGUUUGACCGAAAAAUCAAAAGGAGUCUUUGAAAGGCAGAGCAUGCAAAGAGAAUGCCAAUUGCAGAAAUAGAAC
Molecule: messenger RNA, 2276 nt
Organism: Exophiala mesophila
Lineage: Eukaryota; Fungi; Ascomycota; Eurotiomycetes; Chaetothyriales; Herpotrichiellaceae
Product: dihydroxy-acid dehydratase
Exons: 3
Coding region: 180-2150 (656 amino acids)
Molecular function (GO): hydro-lyase activity
Source: RefSeq, a predicted model, not a curated record